This is a messenger RNA of Erinaceus europaeus (western European hedgehog), 3752 nucleotides long. RefSeq names its product serine/threonine kinase 38 (gene STK38). Bases 302 to 1699 code for a protein of 465 amino acids. Gene Ontology annotation, biological process: intracellular signal transduction; peptidyl-serine phosphorylation. The transcript has 14 exons. The record is from RefSeq and is a predicted model, not a curated record. Gene Ontology annotation, molecular function: protein serine/threonine kinase activity; ATP binding. Lineage: Eukaryota; Metazoa; Chordata; Mammalia; Eulipotyphla; Erinaceidae.
UUGCGCAGUCUCGGUCCCCGGCCGCCGCUGCGCCAGCCCGGCUCGGUGCACGGGGACCGGGCGCCCUUGGUCCCUCCGCCUUGCCGUCUUUUCCGGCAGUUGGGGCGCUUCCUGUUGUGUUCACCCGCAACCGCCCCUCAGCGCCUCCCUCAGUGCUCCAUUCUCGCGUCCCCUCCCCUCCCCUCCGGCCGCAGCCCUGCGGCCUCUGGGACCUCGUCUGUCCGCACGUCGAGACCGCUGGCCCGGCCGGCGCCGGCGCCUGUCCGCGGCCCCAGCCCGACCUCCUCCGGGCUCCGCAGCCAUGGCGAUGACAGGUUCAACACCUUGCUCGUCCAUGAGCAAUCACACAAAGGAAAGGGUGACAAUGACCAAAGUGACACUGGAGAAUUUUUAUAGCAACCUUAUCGUUCAACAUGAAGAACGAGAAAUGAGACAAAAGAAGUUAGAAAAAGUAAUGGAAGAAGAAGGCCUAAAAGAUGAAGAGAAACGACUUAGGAGAUCAGCACAUGCUCGGAAGGAAACAGAAUUUCUUCGUUUAAAGAGAACAAGACUUGGAUUAGAAGACUUUGAGUCCUUAAAAGUUAUAGGCAGAGGAGCAUUUGGUGAGGUGCGGCUUGUACAGAAGAAAGAUACAGGGCAUGUAUAUGCAAUGAAAAUACUCCGCAAAGCAGAUAUGCUUGAAAAGGAGCAGGUUGGCCACAUUCGUGCGGAGCGUGACAUUCUAGUGGAGGCAGACAGUUUGUGGGUUGUGAAAAUGUUCUAUAGUUUUCAGGAUAAGCUAAACCUCUACCUAAUCAUGGAGUUCCUGCCUGGAGGGGACAUGAUGACUCUGUUGAUGAAAAAAGACACUCUUACAGAAGAAGAGACUCAGUUUUACAUAGCAGAAACAGUACUAGCCAUAGACUCCAUUCACCAGCUUGGAUUCAUCCACAGAGACAUCAAACCAGACAACCUUCUCCUGGACAGCAAGGGCCAUGUGAAACUUUCUGACUUUGGCCUUUGCACAGGACUAAAGAAGGCACACAGGACAGAAUUUUAUAGGAAUCUGAACCACAGCCUUCCUAGUGAUUUCACUUUCCAGAACAUGAAUUCUAAAAGGAAAGCAGAAACCUGGAAAAGAAAUAGACGUCAGCUAGCCUUCUCCACAGUAGGUACUCCUGACUACAUUGCUCCCGAGGUGUUCAUGCAGACCGGGUACAACAAGCUCUGUGAUUGGUGGUCGCUUGGGGUGAUCAUGUAUGAGAUGCUCAUCGGCUAUCCACCUUUCUGUUCUGAGACCCCUCAAGAGACAUAUAAGAAGGUGAUGAAUUGGAAAGAAACUUUGACUUUUCCUCCAGAAGUCCCUAUCUCUGAGAAAGCCAAGGACCUAAUUUUGAGAUUCUGCUGUGAAUGGGAACAUAGAAUUGGAGCCCCUGGAGUUGAGGAAAUCAAAAGUAAUUCUUUUUUUGAAGGUGUUGACUGGGAACAUAUCAGAGAGAGACCUGCUGCAAUAUCUAUUGAAAUCAAAAGCAUUGAUGAUACCUCAAACUUCGAUGAGUUUCCAGAGUCUGAUAUUCUUAAGCCAACAGUGGCAACAAGUAACCAUCCUGAGAUUGACUACAAGAACAAAGACUGGGUCUUCAUCAAUUAUACAUACAAGCGCUUUGAGGGGCUCACUGCACGGGGGGCAAUACCUUCCUACAUGAAAGCAGCAAAAUAGUCCUCUGGAAAUGGUAUCCUAAAUGGAGCAGAGUUCUUUGUGCAACAUUAUGGUUUUCCUCUCAAAAUACUCUUUAAAAAAAGAGCUUCCAAGAUGCUUAUGAAAUUCACCCAGUAUGUCAUGGUAGUACCCUGAAAUAUUACUGUAAGUGGGUUCCCUCCCACAAUGCAUCUGAAAACCUACACAGCGAAGGCAACCAUUUCUACCACAUCAGCCAUAAACUGCUGUCCUGCUUCUUAAGAAGCCUUAUGAGCCAAUUUAAUGGAUGUUUGAAAAGACUUGACUUCCUAAGUUCGUCAGAAUGAAGGGGAAAUAAACAGCCAUCUUCCAGCACUAUUGAGCUGUAACAUUUACUCAUCAAAUAUCAGCCAAUUCCUGUGAUUUUGCAACAUGCUUUCUGCCAAGCCCACCAAGUAUUUCUUUUUUCUUUAUACCUAGAAGUUCCAUAUUACUCAAGAAAUAAAGCAAUAAUGAAAGCCUCAGCAGCCAGCAUUCUGGCUGAAGCAAAUAAUGCUGCCAUCUUCUGAGGUGAUGGUAGUUUCUCCCCAUACCUCGGCCUUGGGCAAGUGGCUCUUUGUAGCCUCCAUUCAUGGUGCACUUUAUUUAUGGUACUAAGAUAAAGACCCUCGAUCCAUUGAUUUAUUUUCUUCCUCUUGCCCAUCUAAAAAUCCUCAUGCUGCUUUUCUGAGUGUUGAUGGGAGGAGGAGACCAACUCUAUCCACUGUUGCUCUUAGAAGACCCAAAAGCUAUUGGGCAUUGCCAAGGAGUCCUGGAUCUCAUGGAAAAAUCCUCGCUUUCUCAUCACCAUUUUAUCAGAAAAUUUCUAAGACAAAUGUUGUCAUGGACUUGCAAUAUCCAAAAUUACUGCCAACAGUUUGGUUUAAUCCUGGGAACACAGCAAGGAGACUACAGGUAGAGGCAAGAGGACUGGAAUCAAACCCUCUUGGAUAAAGGUGCUGCUCCUGUAACGUCUCUACAGCCUCCUUGGGUGUGUAGAAGGAACUAGGACAAUAGAAAGCGCAGAGCCAGCUUACAAGUCCCUAUAAAGUUCACUCUUCAGUCUUUGUUACAACUGUGUGCUUUGUCUUCUUUCUUGGUAUUUCGCCUUUCCCACCUUUAAGUAACCAUUUUGCCUUGGAAUCAUGAUUAUGAAUUUUUCCUUUGCAAUUGCCUACCUGGGGCAUGUGCUUCUUCAGCCUAAAGGGUUGCCUGCCACCAGGCCUCUGUUGUGGUAUUCUUAUGAGGACCCUCAGAAUGUUAGCACAAAGUGCCUUUUCUUUCAUAAUUGCUACCACCUUUAGAAGAAUUUUGCUAUGUGAUUAAAAAAAAGUGAUGGCUCCAUUUUAAUGCAUUAUUACUUGUUAAAAUUUUGAUAACUCUUAAAGCAUCAUUUGCACCUGUAUGGUAACUUUGCCUAUCAUAGAGUGUCAUAACAAGGCUACAAAUGGGAAACUGAUUUCUGCCAGUUUUGGGGUUGGUAAGAUCAUCUUUUAAAGGGAUUAUGUCCUAGUUUAGCCAUUCAAAAUGAAUUAUCAGUUUCACUUGUAAGUGAAAUUGCUUUUAAUAUCUUGGGAAAAAAAAGAUUAUUAGGGAAGUAUUAACUCUGGAUGAAGGUAUUGUGUUUGUCCCUUAAUCUUUCACUCAUGGUCUAUUAGUGUAAAAGAAGUAAAUGAGAUUCUCUUGUGUAACUUUGUAGUUUCUUUAUAUGGCCAGAUAAUUCAGGCCUUGACUCUUACUCACUUUGCAAGUGUGUGUAGUAUGUACAAGUAAAGAGAAGUAACAAGAGUGGUGGUAAUUGUGUGUUGGGGAAUGGCAGGAAUGAUAUGUUUUAGAGGAAAAUACCCACAUUUUUAACCUUGAAAUAUCCGAAUAAACAGUGUGACAACAAUAGUGUAAAUUGUGAUAUGUUAUAAAGCAAAUGUGGUUUGUAAUUCAAAGUUUCAAAGUGUUGGUGACUUUUUUUUAAUUCCUUUGCAGACCAUUGAGAGGUUGUAUCAUUACCUUUAUUUAAAGUGUUUUUCUACUUUAAGGAAAUAAAGACAAACUUUUUUGA